Panicum hallii is the source of this 507-nucleotide messenger RNA. RefSeq names its product subtilisin-like protease SBT1.7. Gene Ontology annotation, biological process: proteolysis. The record is from RefSeq and is a predicted model, not a curated record. Lineage: Eukaryota; Viridiplantae; Streptophyta; Magnoliopsida; Poales; Poaceae. The coding region runs from base 1 to 507 and encodes 168 amino acids. Gene Ontology annotation, molecular function: serine-type endopeptidase activity. The transcript has a single exon.
AUGGAGGCUGCCGUGGAGGACGGUGUCAACGUGCACACGCCGGCCGUCUCCGCCGGCGUCGAUGGCGGCGACCUCGCGGCCUACUUCAAGGACGACAUGGCCGCGGGCGCCUACAGCGCCAUGGAGAAGGACGUCUUCCUCGCAUGCUCCGCCGGAAACAAGGGGCGCCCGGGCAUAGGCACGCUGGCCAACGGCGCGCCGUGGCUCAUGUAUGGGGAGUCCGACGCGAACCCGAUGGCCAUCAUAUCGCCCGGCGUGACGCUGACGGGCGUCCAGCCGGCGCCCGUGGUCGUCGGCUUCUCGUCGCGGGGUCCGAGCCUCGUGUCGUCGGCCGGAGUGCUGAAGCCGGACGUGAUCGUCAACCCUGGUGCCGCCGCUAAGCCAAAGGGACGUCUUGUGGCGAGAGCAGACACAGGCGCCGGAGGCGCGCCCCGGCCCUGUGGCGAUGGAGGUAAUCCGAUCCAAUGCUUAGUUAGAGUGGAACUGCUCGACAAGCAUGGCCUUUGA